This is a messenger RNA of Stegodyphus dumicola, 1349 nucleotides long. Its product is annotated as cell adhesion molecule 2-like. The record is from RefSeq and is a predicted model, not a curated record. Lineage: Eukaryota; Metazoa; Arthropoda; Arachnida; Araneae; Eresidae.
UUGCCGCGAAAGCAGCACUUAGUAGUUUUGAGCGAAGCGAAUAUAAAAGUUUGAGGUACUCGUGAACUCACUGAACUUUUUUUUCAGAGAAACUGAGAUAUUGUGACUCAACAGGAUAUUUGACUAAAGAAAUUCACCUUCUUCAGUUUUAAUUUUCUGCUUCCGAUAAAGAGUACAUUUUUUUGUAUGUUAUGGUUAAUUUUUAAAUUUGCCUGCGGCAUAGAAAGGAAUAGGUUUUACUUCGAGAUUCCCAGAUGCAUUUUUACCCGCAUUGCUCAUGAUUCAUCUGAAUGAGACAUGAUCAAGGACCCUCCGUUUUCCGCAUAUAUCAUUGAAAAUCUCCUUUUCUUAUUUGUGACGUCAGUGCCCAUAAUAAGUUCAAGAUACCCUCAGGUACCUCUGCGAAUCAACAUGCUUCACAUACCCACUCCCGUCGUAACGGGGGAAAACGUUAUCUUAAGAUGUGGCUAUGAACUUGGUAAUGAGACUCUCUAUGCUGUCAAGUGGUACAAAAAUAUGGGCGAGUUUUUCAGGUUCGUGCCUGCAUCCGAUCCACCUCUGAAGGCAUUUCCUCAAGUAGGAAUAGAUGUGGACAUAUCUAAAUCAGAUAAAAGUACAGUGUAUCUUCGAAAUUUGAGCCUGGAGAGUUUUGGAAAUUACACGUGCCAAGUGUCUACAGACAAACCUUUCUUUCGAUGUGUUCAGACGACGCGACAACUAGAAGUCGUCGUACCGCCAUCUGACGGACCAGUGCUUAUGGAAGAAAAAUCUGACUAUGAACUUGGCGAUAAUGUCUCCAUCUUAUGCAACUCCGGCAAGUCAAAACCCGCUCCAGAACUGAAAUGGUAUAUUAACGACCAACUAGCACAAUCCGAGUUGGCCGACCAAGAAACCAUCGUGUACCCCGAUCAACUAGAGAGCACAAGUUUGGCCUUGCGUUUCCGACUCAAGCCAGACGUAUUGCAUAAUGGUAAAGUCACGCUUAAGUGCGUCGCUACCAUCAAUCACAUAAGCGCUGUCACUACCAAAGAAAUAAGAGCUUUAGGUAAUAAAGAAAAUUUUUCUGCAUGGCUCUUAUGGUUGGCAUUUACUACAGUGUUCAUCUUCAAGUUCCCAACAGUCCUUCCGUAGUUUGAAUACAAGUCAAUACUUAAUCUUCAAAACCCAUUGUGUCAAAAAUAAUUGUACUUUUGCAGGUAAAUUUAUAUAUUUGAUAAACAUAAGUGAAAACAAACUUUCUAUAUAAGAACAGAAGAAAUACAGGACACUGUACUUCAGUGAAAAGUGUUUACAUUUUUUAAACUUUAUUCAGUGUUUGAAGUUGUUUCAAAAAAUGCUCAUGAAUAAAA